GUACUUGAGGCGAAUAAUUCAGUAAAAUCUGUUCAGAAGACGUUACGUGUAAUACGUUUAAAAUUCUAUAUUGUGCAUCAGUUUGCUCUCCAUGCAUAAACUUCGCUCUCAUCUCUCAUAUAUGACAUAAUUGUAGAACUCAAAUCAAUCAAUUUAUUUACUCGAAAUACACGCAUACAUGGGAGUUCAACGAGGCUGGUGCAUAGUUUUCGUGGUGAUCGCCGCGUGUACGUGUGGUGCACGCACGAAAUGUGACGAAACCGCGCAAAUUUCCUUUCUAACAAGCGUGCACGACGAUCCAUCGUGCACAAAACUGUCGACAAGGGGCGUUAUGCUCUACGAAGCCGCCAACCUUCUCACCGAAAUUCACAAUAACAAAACCAACGAAUUCAAAAUCGAAAUUACCGUUUUGGAUACAUGCGGAAGUAUAACGGGUGCCUUAAAAGCCGUGAUGAAGGCUUUAGUUUGGGCGGAUAUCAGCUGUUUGCAUCCACCUCAUUAUCUAGGAAUCAUCGGACCGGAUACCGUGACUAACAUCGAAGCGGUACACAAAAUAACUUCGAUACUGAAAAUCCCGCACAUCAUCAAGAAACCAUCGAUUUCUCCGUAUUUGCAUUCUUUGGCGGAAGAAUCAAACUCCUAUUUAGUGCAGGCAAUCUUGAAAAUGAUAGAAAUCUUAAAGUGGAAAUCCUUCACAUUAGUAACUAAUGUGGAUGAUGAAAACGAUGAUGUACAAAAUAUUGCAAAGAAGCUAACGAUAAAUGCCAUUGAAAACAAUUUGUGUGUCAUAAUUCACGAUAACGAUGAAGAAGAUUAUACGUCACAUAUCGUACAUAUCGGAAAACCAGUACAGAAAUUUUUCAACAAGCCUAAAAAUGCAACCAUAUUGAUUAUCAGCGAAGGGAAUUUAAAAAAUUAUUUGAAUCAUAUAAAUUCAAGUAACACCAUAUUGCUCUUAGAAGAUUCCAGAAAUAUAAUUAACGGUCUGGAAUGGAGAGUCGAAAAUUCGCAAUGGUGGAUAUCGGAUAAUAAAUUUGGAAAAUACAAUACCGAAGAAUUAAAACAAGUCAAAUGGUUAGAAAAUGCUAUAGAAAUUUAUGUGAAAGCUUUAAAAAUGUUAUGCAAAAACAAAAAGUGCAAGGAUCAAAUACAUCCUUUAGAUUGGAAUCACGUGGUGUCGAAUGUAUUAAUGACGUAUAGCACGGAAUCGAAAGCGACACCAAAGUUCCUCGAUCUAUCUAUGAAAAAGAAAACAAGUAAUCUAGAGCAUCUGGGUGGCAUAAUUGUGCGCCAGAAUAAAACAAAAAUUUAUUGGGAUGAGAGCGAAUUGGAUGAGAAAGAAGAUGUCAUAUUAGAACAAAUCGAGAAAAAUCAAGAAGAGUCACCAAUCCAUGAAAACUUAUUGUACAUUUUUAAAGAAUUUUUGAAAGAAGAAAAUAAAUCACGUUUAGGAUGCGCUACGACUGUCAAAGAAACCAAAAUGUUGGAUGAAAAGAACAGUGAGACAAGACAAAUCUUAGUUUCGGGAAUGGAUGAUAAUGAAUGGUGGACAAUGGUAUGUACGGUAAGCGGCGUGGGAGUUGCUAUGUUCCUGGUGGGAAUUCUCGCCGUUUACGUUAUUUACACGAAUAUACGAAAGCCGAGAUGUCCCAAGAGUAAAAAUCAUCUGGAUAGAGAUACCAGCUUGAGGAGAAUGAGCAGCGACAGGGAAUUACCUACAACCAUAACUACCCGUAACCAGCGAGCGUUGCGCACUCCACAAAGAAGAGAUAGUGACAGAAGUACGAUAUCUGAGAAAAGCGUUUGAAUGCGAAUGCGAAAGGAAUAGGUCGCAUGAAUAAUGAAUAAGGAGAGCGGAAAA
Messenger RNA from Pogonomyrmex barbatus (red harvester ant), 1861 nucleotides. RefSeq lists its product as uncharacterized. The record is from RefSeq and is a predicted model, not a curated record. NCBI's taxonomy places the organism in Eukaryota, Metazoa, Arthropoda, Insecta, Hymenoptera, Formicidae.